Saccostrea echinata is the source of this 1210-nucleotide messenger RNA. RefSeq names its product protein GUCD1-like. The transcript has 9 exons. The record is from RefSeq and is a predicted model, not a curated record. Lineage: Eukaryota; Metazoa; Mollusca; Bivalvia; Ostreida; Ostreidae. Bases 76 to 804 code for a protein of 242 amino acids.
UUUCCCCGAUUUUGACAGGGUGGUCACCGUGGAGUAUUUAAACAAAUUUAACAGCAAUGAUUGGUUUACUAUAUAAUGGCUGAGAGCGGAGAUCAAAAUCAGGAUGUCUUUCAGGAGGAAAGACUGCUGCUGAAACUGGAGACAUGUAUGCAGAUUUACAGCUGGGACUGUGGACUUGCCUGCUGCUGUAUGGUGCUAAGAUAUUUGGGAAAAGAUGAUUCCUGUGUUUACACUAGUGAUCUUGAUGAACUUCAAUGUGGUCAAAGUAUAUGGACAAUUGAUUUGGGAUACCUUUUACUUAAGUACAAAGUCAGGGUAGAGUUCUCCACAGUUACCUUGGGUGUGGAUGACCAGUAUGCCAGAAAGCCAUUCUAUAUGCGCAAUUUUGACAAAGAUGCUGAAAGGGUUAGCAAAAAGUUUGCAGAGGCUUCCCAAUCAGGACUUGAUGUUUCCAAAAGGUCUUUAAGCAUAAAAGACAUUGUGAAUCAUCUAUCAGGGGGGAACCUGCUCAUCUGCCUGGUUGAUUGGAGCUCACUGGAGUGUAUCUGGUGUGACAGGGUGAAGCAACACUGUUUAAACUGGUGUGGACAUUGUUGCAGAACAUAUCAGGGUCACUAUGUUGUGGUGUGUGGAUUUGACUUGAAAAAGAAAUAUAUAUUUUACAAAAAUCCUUCCUAUGAUGAAGAUGUGUGCUGUUCCCGGAUGGACAAGUUUGACAAAGCUCGCAAGAGCCAUGGUACAGAUGAAGACAUUCUGCUCAUAUAUAAACAACAAAGUAAGGGGGAUCACACCUUCAGAUCCUAGGUCUCUGAAUGGACUUCAGUGUUGUUUUUUCCCAGCUAGUAUGGACAUUCUUUUCCCCUUAUUUAUGUAGUUAAAUAUGUGUCUAAUUCAUUUUUUUUUUCAAAACCAUUAAAAUUAGGAGGAAGUUUUUAGCUCACUUGAGCCGAAGGCUUAAGUGAGCUUUUUUGAUCAAAAUUUGUCCGUUGUCUUUGGUGUCGUUGUUGUUGUAAACUUUUUACAAUUUCGUCUUCUUCUGCAGAACCACUAGGCUAAUUUCAAUCCUACUUUGCAGAGUAUCCUUGGGUAAAGGGGAUUCAAGUUUGUUCAAAUGAAGGGCCCACACCUUCUUCCAAGGGGAGAUACCUGUAAUUAAGAAAAAGUGAAAAAUUGGGUGGGGUCAUUUUAAAAUCUUCUUUUCAAGAAACAC